Messenger RNA from Seminavis robusta, 819 nucleotides. The record is from the annotation of a GenBank genome assembly. NCBI's taxonomy places the organism in Eukaryota, Bacillariophyta, Bacillariophyceae, Naviculales, Naviculaceae.
AUGAGCAGGAGACUGGAUUGUUUGACCUUUCGCGUCCCCAACGCUCCAGCCUGUCAAUCCUUCUACGAGACGGUGCUGGGCAUGUCCAAAAAGAAUGGCUCGUCGUCGCCCAACAACGCCAAAGUCUUGCUGGGAUACAACCAUCCAAAGGGCAUGAAGCUUUCGUUCCACGAAUCUCCAAGCUGCACGGUCCGAAAAUCCACAUCACAAGAUGCCUACUGGAAGAUUGGAAUUACGGUCAAGAAUCUAGAUCAUGCUGUUGGAUUUCUACAGCUACAAGGAGUGCCCGUCUCCCAACCGGCGCAAUUCCUGGACAUUGGAUACUUGUGUCAUUUGCGUGAUCCAGCCGGAAUGGCCAUUGAAUUGUUGCAGCAAGGCUUUGAAGGAGACGAAGAACAACCCGUAAAUGAUGAUGAUGCAGAUGAGGAGCAACAUCCCAUUGGAUGCCAAGCUAUCUUGGCACACAUCACCGUGCGAUCGACCAACAAACAAAUGCAACAAUGGUGUCAAGAGACCAUGGGCAUGAGACUCAUGUCGGUGCAGCCGGUAAAGCCCUACAACUUUACACUGUACUUUUAUACUUGGUCACACGAAGUACUGCCGGAAUCGGACGACUUGGAGGCGGUCAAGAACCGUCCCUGGUUGUGGGCACGUCCCUACGGUCUCUUGGAGAUUCAGCAAAAAGAUUCUGAUCAGCAGCUUCGGGCCACCGGCGCCAAUGAAGCUGGUCCUACGGAAAUCACAAUAGUCGAAGAAGAUCCUUCCAGUGGCGACAAGGUCAUUGCGACGAUUGACUGCCUCCAAGAUUUGGGUCUAUAA